Molecule: messenger RNA, 1419 nt
Organism: Saccharomycopsis crataegensis
Lineage: Eukaryota; Fungi; Ascomycota; Saccharomycetes; Ascoideales; Saccharomycopsidaceae
Product: carboxylic ester hydrolase
Exons: 1
Coding region: 1-1419 (472 amino acids)
Biological process (GO): phosphatidic acid biosynthetic process; cardiolipin acyl-chain remodeling; lipid homeostasis
Cellular component (GO): mitochondrion; mitochondrial inner membrane
Molecular function (GO): lysophosphatidic acid acyltransferase activity; A2-type glycerophospholipase activity
Source: RefSeq, a predicted model, not a curated record
AUGAAUGGAGGGCGUCAUAUAUCAUCUCUCAAGUUUCUGAUUAGAUCAUUUUCAACUUCAUCUUUGGUUAGUAUUCGCCCAGCGCCAGCAUGGAACAAUAGCAGUAACCAGGAGAACAAACUAAACAACUAUUCUGGGCCUUUGGCAAUCAUCAACAAUCUUUUAGAGACAGCAUCGAGCAAAUUUGGCAAAAAACCAUCGCUAACCCAAAAACAUCAAUAUAAAGCUUCAACUAGUCCAUCUGGGAUUCCGUUAUCAAAAUUCUUUUCAGUGAAAUUUCCUUUGCCAAUAAUGGAGUCAUUCCAAGAUUAUAAGAAAAGAAAUCAGUUAUUAAAUAUUCAAGAUGAUUUGUUGACUCUAUUGGAUAUGGAAAAUUUGGAAAAUUUGAAUAUGUCGGUGUUGAAAGUCCCAAUCCAUUUGGAUAAAGAGGGAAGAGUAAUAAAAAUUAAAGAUGUCAUGACUGAUGGGACAAUGCGUGAUGCUGAUAAUUAUAUCAAUGAAGUAUGUAUUUCUCCAAAGAAUAUUGACCCACAAGAUAAGCUGGUGAAGCAUUUGAUUUUGAUCCAUGGAUAUGGCGCUGGUUUAGGGUUUUAUAUUAAGAACCUUGAGAAAAUGGCGGAAUUUAUAAAUCAAGAAAUAACAAAGGGGUCGUCCAAAUGGUGUAUUCAUGCUAUAGAUCUUUUGGGCUAUGGUUCAUCUUCUAGACCAAAAAUCAAUUAUAAAACCAACAAUUCAUUGCAGACUUUUGAAGAUUGGUUUGUUGAUUCUCUUGAAAAUUGGAGAAUCCAAAGACAAUUGAAUCAUUAUGAAAAUAACUUGGUGAUUGCACAUUCGAUGGGUGCAUAUUUAUCGGUAUGCUAUAAUAUCAAGUAUCCUAAAACAUUCAGAAAAUUAGUCUUGGUCAGUCCUGCUGGCAUGAUUAAGCCUGCUACUUUUGAUUCCAAAAGAAUUCCGGGGUGGUUCAAUUAUUUGUGGAACAAGAAUGUUUCACCAUUUGCUCUUGUUCGAUAUUCAGGACCGCUUGGCUCAUUCUUUGUUUCUGGUUGGACAUCGCGAAGGUUUGCCAACUUGACUCAUCGUGAACAUGCUUUGUUGCACAGGUAUUCUUAUGGUAUUUUCAAUGCCAGAGGUUCUGGUGAAUAUUUUCUAAAUUAUGUGUUGAGCGCUGGAGGAGUACCAAGAUAUCCAUUGGUAAAGAAUAAGACGAGAUUAAAGCAAGUUUCUUGUGAGACUGAGUGGUUAUAUGGGGAUAAUGAUUGGAUGGAUCUGAGAGGGGGAUUGAUUGCCACUAAGUUUUUAACCGAGAACAACAAAUUAAAGGCCAAGGUGAAAAUUUUUGAAGGUUGUGGGCAUCAUAUUUAUUUAGAUGAUAUUACAGGAUUCAAUAAUUACUUAUUAUCACAAAUGAAAGAAUUUUAA